This is a messenger RNA of Schistosoma rodhaini, 1100 nucleotides long. The record is from the annotation of a GenBank genome assembly. NCBI's taxonomy places the organism in Eukaryota, Metazoa, Platyhelminthes, Trematoda, Strigeidida, Schistosomatidae.
GACAACUUAACCGAUCAAGCAUUUAAUCAUCCUAAAUCCCUUCGAGAAGUUACUGUUUUGUUAUAAUAGAUCAGAUGUGUCAAAAAGUUAUUUUACUAACAUGAUGUAAAUAUGUCAGAAACUAUUGUAACCGAUUUCCCUUGUUUCACAUUUCCACUGCGAUCAUUUAUUGAAGCAAAAGUUUCAUUUAAUAGACGAAGUGGCACUAAUAAACUACAUUUCCCAGAUCCUUCUCCAAAGUGUUUAUGGAAUAUACCAGCACCAGAUUUCAGUUUAUACAAGUGGGAACCGAAUCCCCCUGAAAGAAACAGUCGUAAAUCUAUAAAACCUGAAAGAAUUAAAACUGUGAAACAGGAUAACGACAAUGAUGAUAAUAAGAUUACAGAAUCAACUGGGGAACAUGAUAGAGAGACAAUUCCUAGAUUAAAAUUUGUCAGAUCUAUGAGACCUCACACAGCCAAGAUUUUAUUUGUCAAAUGUGGGUCGUUUAAACCAGGUCCAUAUAUAAUGCCCAAACCACAUGAUCAUCGAGGAUUGACUCCUACAAAUGAAAGUAAAUAUCCAAAGUUUAUUACAACAUAUGAAAGAGAUCCGAUGAAAUUGAAUCUCCUAAAGAAGACAAGACAACAAAUAUGGGGAACAAACUGUGAAAACACAGUUCUACGAAAACUGCCGAAUUUUUUCCUGAAACCAUUAAAACAAGACAAAAAAUGGGAUAAAGAACUGUACCUACCAAAAGAUCCAUACCCAAACAGAGAGAAAUGUUUUACAAGACAUCGACUUCAAUUUCGUGAUCCACAUGAAGUUUUCUUAGAUAAAGUUGCUAAUAAGUUGGAAGUAUUAUGGAGGAAUCGAGACCAUAGAAUCUAUCUCUCUAGAAGAAAUACGUUUGGAUAAUUAAUAACAGAGCCGAGAAAUGAGAUUAGUUAUCUUUUCCUCAAUUUUCUUCUGAAUGAAAUCAGUAUCAAACUGUCACUAAAAUGAGGCUUUUCACAACUUAAAUUUCUAAAUAGGUUUCUUUUCAAAACAACUGAUUACAAACUGAUAACAUACACCUUGAUAUUUAAAUAUUAAGUAUUGUAAAUGAACACAAUGACUUU